GUCUCCCGGCGCCGGCCUUCCACCCGGGGGUCAGGACUCGCGCUCCAGCGGCCAGGGGUCCCCGCCGCCACGCCGCCCCUCGCGGCGCGCGCAGACUGCUGCUGGUCAUUGUUCUCGUUGCCCGAUGCGGGUGCUUUGUGAAGGCUGCCAAGCCGUGGUGGGCUCUUUUUAUCCUGUUAUUCAAAGAAAAGGCCUGGAAGGCUGACCCCGGACAUCCCACCCCCUGGAUCCUCACUUCAGGGAUGCCAGUGGGAAAGAAGGUGACCACAGGUGGCAGCAGCAGUGCUGCCCCGACUGCCGCUGCCACAGCCACAGCCACCAGCGCUGCCCCUUCUGGGGUCAAGCGCUUGGAGACCAGUGAAGGGGCUUCAGCCCAGAGAGACGAUGAGCCAGAGGAGGAAGGGGAAGAGGACCUGCGAGAUGGAGGCGUCCCUUUCUUCGUCAACCGGGGUGGGCUCCCCAUCGAUGAGGCCACCUGGGAACGGAUGUGGAAGCACGUCGCCAAGAUCCACCCCGAUGGAGAGAAGGUGGCGCAGCGGAUCCGUGGAGCCACGGACCUGCCCAAGAUUCCCAUACCGAGUGUGCCUACUUUCCAGCCGUCUAUGCCAGUCCCUGAGCGUCUGGAAGCCGUGCAGCGCUACAUCAGGGAGCUGCACAGGUACAAUCACACAGGGACGCAGUUCUUUGAAAUUAAGAAGAGCAGACCUCUGACAGGGCUGAUGGACCUGGCCAAGGAAAUGACCAAAGAGGCUCUGCCAAUCAAAUGCCUGGAAGCCGUGAUCCUGGGAAUUUACCUCACCAACAGCAUGCCCACCCUGGAACGCUUCCCCAUCAGCUUCAAGACCUACUUCUCAGGGAACUACUUCCACCACAUUGUGCUGGGGGUGAACUUCGGGGGCCGCUACGGCGCCCUGGGCAUGAGCCGGCGCGAGGACCUGAUGUACAAGCCACCAGCCUUCCGCACACUCAGCGAGCUCGUGCUGGACUACGAGGCCGCCUACGGUCGCUGCUGGCACGUGCUGAAGAAGGUGAAGCUGGGCCAGUGCGUGUCACAUGACCCGCACAGCGUGGAGCAGAUUGAGUGGAAGCACUCAGUCCUGGACGUGGAGCGGCUGGGCCGAGAGGACUUCCGCAAAGAACUGGAGCGCCAUGCCCGAGACAUGCGCCUCAAGAUUGGCAAAGGAACGGGCCCUCCCUCUCCCACCAAGGACCGGAAGAGGGAUGUUUCCUCCCCACAGCGGGCGCAGUCCAGCCCCCACCGCAGGAACAGUCGCAGUGAAAGACGGCCCUCGGGUGAGAAGAAGCCUUCAGAGCCCAAAGCCAUGCCAGACCUCAAUGGGUACCAGAUCCGAGUGUGAGGGUGAAAGCUAGCACCCCCAGCCUCCUGCUUCUAGAGACCAGGACCCACUUGCUGGAACUAGCUGUGCUCGCACUGUUGGGCAGGGUGCGAGGGACCACAGGAAGGGUGUGUGGCAGCUCAGCCUCAUGCUGCUCCCCUCCCACUGAGCCAAGGCCCUAACUUUGGGCCAAGAGGCAGUAUUUUGCUUGGGGUGUUUAGCAGUGAAGUUUAAGAUGUUUGGGGAUAAAAAGACACAUGGAUGUGCUGGUAGCCAGAAGGGCACUGUGUAAAGAACUGAGAGCCAUGGGGCUGAGGGAGGACAGCUUGGUACUGCAGCCUUAGCACCUCUCUGGGAUUUGAGUGUCCUAUGGGCUAUUUCUGGGUCCCACCAGCCUGUGGGAGGGUCUGGGGUGGGGGGGUUGAGGUAUUUUUCCAAUUAGGCAGAUGCUCUGGCAGAAUCUUGACCCAGGGAAAGGGAAGCAGGGUAGGAAUCAUCCUGACAAAAGUCUGUGUAGGUCUUAAUCAGGAGCUUGGUGCAAGCCUCAUCUGCUCAAGAGUAGGGAGACGGCCCAAGCCAUGGUAGCCACAUAAGCAGUACUGAGCCUGCCUAUGCUACAGCCAGCAGGGGGCUGGGCUGUAGAAAAGCUGGGAGAGGACCCUGGGUGAGGGGGUCCCAGAUCCCUAACAAGGUCUGCUGGCUCAUCCCACUCUUGCCUGUUGCAGCAGCCUAGGGGGCUCCCUGCAGAGGGUUUAGGCUUUGCAGAAAACUGGGUAAUGGGGCCAGCACUGGGGGUUGAGCAGACAGAACAGUUUGGGAGCUGUGGCUGGACACAGGAUGAUGGGGUGGGACCCUCAGGCCUGGGUCUUUCUCCCAGCAGUGCCAGGAGUGUCCCCUGCUGCUUCCUCUUCUAGAUACCUCUGCCCGAGACCCACUGCCCUGCAUAAGCAACCCAUUUAGGAUGGGGUUACAGUGAAGGUUAGGCCCACCAUGUUUGGCACUUUGGAGCCCUAUGGGGGAGAGCUGGAACAAAUGGAGUCAUUCACGUCCUGCCCAUCAGGCAAGAGCUCCCUGGUGGGGGAAAGUGAGAGGAUGUAGAGAUUGGCAAGCUCAAGGAAAGGUUCUGGGGUUCAGUUAACAGGGACGUGUAGGGCAGGGGUGCAGUGUGGCCACCCCGGAGAACAGAGCCUGAGAACUGGGGAUGUAAGUGAGGAAGGGAUGUGGAGCGGGGCUAGGAUCAGGAGGCCUUGGGAGGAGUGAGUUCCCAGCAGCAUAGAAGGCUACUUGUCAGGAAGUGGGAGGAUUCAGGUUGAAGGCAGCUGGAUGAGGUGGCCAUUAAGGGUUUUACUUUACCAGGAGGCUGUGAGUCAGUCAGGACCCUGUCAGUAAGGCUGCAGGGGGACCGGCGGCCUGGAUAAGGGACUGGAGGCCUGGAUAAGGGACCAGAACUAAGACUGUAAACUCAAAUGCCUACAGGGCCCACAAGUGAUCAAGAGGUGGGUGGCAGGGCUGGGCGGGGACUGUGGCACACUCAAGAGGGCAUACCCCAUUAAAGGGGCUGCCAUCUCUCAGUUCCAGGCCCUGUGCAGCCAGAUUGUCUGGUUUUUCAAAAGCCAAAACUCUGCAUUUGUAUGAAAUCUGACUUUCAAGGGUUGAUGAUUUAUUUUUAAAAAUGUGAAAACCCAGUAUAGGUAAAAGAAUGCCAGUGUGCAAUCUGUGGUGUAGAGAGCCUGUGCUGGGAGGAGUCCGCUGCGAUGCUGUGUAGCGGAAAGUGACAGUUCUGAGCUCCCCAGAGUCAAGGGGGGUCCCUGGCAGCUGAGGCUCCCAGAGUGGCAGAAAUGGUCCAGCUUUCCUCAUACCGGGAGAUGGCUGGGCCUGGGAGCAGAGGAAGGAGGAAGGACGCCUUUGCUGAUGAGAGUGCUUGCAGGGAAGGCACCGGAGGCUGGCAGGCAGCUCCUCAGACCAGCAGCCCUUGGCCCAGAGCCAGGCCCAGUAGGGCUAGCCAGAGCCACCCUGGGAGGCCCGCUGGUCAGUCCCUUAUCUCAGCCAGUUUGAGGAGUCAGUGGGCCCUGGGAAGGUACCUAACCUGCCCUGAGGCUGCACCCUGGCCAGAACAAUGAGGGUCAUGGUGAGCUGAGUCACUAUCCCAUCUCAGCUUGCAGAGUGGUCCCUUUUCCCACAUUUACACAGGACAGAUGGCCACCUUCAGAGCUCCUUUCUGGUUCUGGUUCUGGUUCUGGUUCUGGUUGCAGCUGCUCAUCCACAGGCAGGCUGUGGGAACUUCCAGGAAGUGACAGGGUAUGGAGAGAAACGAGGAGGAGCCAGCAGGUGGAAUCAGUGGACAUGGAGGCGGCUGUUCCUGGUCCCAGAGCCCCCGGGGCUGCCCUAGGCUCCUGAGCCGUGGGAGAAGGAAGCAGAGUGGAGCCCUAACCCUGCUCGCUGUCUGGGGAGGAAGCUGACCCUCGCUGUAACCCCCGGGCGCUCACCCUUCCUGAGCUGAGACCUCAGGCCUGUGGAGGCCACCACAGGCCACAGCGGUGCUUUUUAAUUUAUUUUUAACUGUUUCUCAUAUGUAGCAACCCUCCUCCACUCCUGGGCUGUUUACACGGGCUCUGCUCUCGGGCUGGCCUGGCUGCGAGGUUUCUGGGGAGGCAGAGAGGCAGGGACUUUGGGGCUUUAGUCACCACCCAUGGUAUCACCUCAUCUCACUUCCUGUGAGGGACAGAGGCCUGGCUGAUGGGACCCCGCUCCCCGUGACUCGGGACUGCCUUCAAGCUCCUCUUCCCCUGGGGUGGGGACUGCUGGCUGAGUAGGAGUCAAGGUGAGGUCAGAGAAAGCUGCUGGUAGAGGUGGCCAGGGUAGUGGGUAUUGCAGGGUCUUGCCAAAGCUUGGCUCCCUGUGCCGGGUGUCGGGGUCAGAACACUGGGAAGCUGGCUCCAGCGAGCCUUCCCCUCUGCCUGACUGCCAGUCCUCUCCCUCCAUGGCCUCACACUCAUCCGUCAUGCCAGCCACCCCAUCCUUACACAGGCAUGGCCAAGUGUGGAAAGCAGCAGCACUCUGGUCCCUGUGGGCAAUGAUACAGCGUAGGGCCACGGUACCAAGGAGCACAAAGAGCGCAGAAGUUGACUGAUUUCUAGCCCUUUUGUCAUCUCAGGCUCUGCUUCUUCCAGCUUGGGCUUGACUUUGGCUCCGGGAGUCAAUGAAACUCUAGCUGGUAGAGUGCCCAGAGGCCCACGUGCGUGUAUACCUGCUUUCCUGCCUGGGGUGCAUACUGGCUUAGCUGCGGCAGCAUCACUGGCCUGCCCUCUGCCUUGUGUCCCUGACCGUGGGAUGCAGGAUGGUCAUGCUGCACCCAUUUGCUGAUGGUGUAAAGGGCAGAUGGCAUGCUCUGGAGGGGUGGGGGUCUGCUCUGCCAGGUACCACAGCUUCCUACCCGCUUCCCCAGGCAGGCAGGACUGCCACGGUGCUAGCUGCAGGGCCCUCAUUGUGACCACCUCGGUGCUCCAGGGUCUCCAGUUGCCUAUUUUCAAGUCUGACAAGAGAGGAGAGAUCUGGGUGUUCUUGGCCAUGGCCUGGUGAUGAUGGACAACUCCCCCCGACACACAGCUUUGUGUUUGGCUAUUGUGUUGUCCUAGACAUUUUCCCUGUCCUCAUAUCAGUAUUUGCCCCUCCCUUUCACUCUCACAUUUUGUUUCAUUCCUGUCCUUACUUUCCCCCUGAAUGAAUAAAGUCUCUCCAGCUCCAGCUGUGUGGGCUGGACAGAAAUCACAACAUGAA
Chinchilla lanigera (long-tailed chinchilla) is the source of this 5114-nucleotide messenger RNA. It is a transcript of the gene Vash1, whose product is annotated as vasohibin 1. Gene Ontology annotation, biological process: regulation of angiogenesis. The record is from RefSeq and is a predicted model, not a curated record. Gene Ontology annotation, cellular component: cytoplasm. The transcript is spliced from 9 exons. Lineage: Eukaryota; Metazoa; Chordata; Mammalia; Rodentia; Chinchillidae. The coding region runs from base 243 to 1358 and encodes 371 amino acids.